Messenger RNA from Aspergillus steynii IBT 23096, 978 nucleotides. RefSeq lists its product as uncharacterized. Gene Ontology annotation, molecular function: protein prenyltransferase activity. Bases 1 to 978 code for a protein of 325 amino acids. Lineage: Eukaryota; Fungi; Ascomycota; Eurotiomycetes; Eurotiales; Aspergillaceae. The record is from RefSeq and is a predicted model, not a curated record. The transcript is spliced from 2 exons. Gene Ontology annotation, cellular component: cytoplasm. Gene Ontology annotation, biological process: protein prenylation.
AUGUCCUCCCCAGACAGUGCCUUCCAGAAUCUCGCUCGCAUCUUCGCUACUAGGAACAAUCGCAUUCUCGAAAUCGAGAUCCUUCCUCCGGUUCUAGGCCCUCUCCUUCAGGAUGAUUGCUCAAUAGGUAUCACCAAGAAAUACUUGGUGCAGGCUUUUGUGACGGCUCGACGCAUAUUUUUCAAGGACCCCAUCUGUAGAUCGGAUCGUGACUCUUCCACGGCUUCCAAAGAUGGAGAUGCGGGCACGACGGCGAUAAACCCGGAGGAGAAAUUCGAAGACUUCUCCAUUUGUUCCGAGGUUAUUCUUCUCUUUGAUUGCGAACAUCUCACCGCGUGCAACUGGCGAAAGAAGCGACUGGCCAGCCUUAUACAGCGACAUGAGCUGGACCACGAUAACAGCGGUGCUUGGGAGACGCUGCUGCAGGCGCUACAUGCGGAAGUUUCUUUGAUGACAUCUUUUCUCUGCUCGCCACUGCACAGACACACCAAAUCGCCGACACUAUGGCAGCAUCGAUUAUGGGUCCUGGACAAGAUGCUGCGUUUGCGCGACAUCGACCGGGGCACUCUACGUAAUCUUCUUGAGGAGGAACUUGCUAUUGUGCUCCGCGCAGGGGAAUUACACCCCAAAAACUACUAUGCUUUUAGCUACAUGAGACAGCUGCACGGCAUACUGGCGGAGUACAUGCAGGGGUCUUCGAGUUCUCUCCGGUUGCUGGCUGAACCAAUCAUCAAGACAACGCUGAAUUGGUGCCAAUCACAUCCGGCGGAUAUAUCUGGUUGGAUGUUUGCUCUUUAUGUAUUGGAAAUGGUUGAAGACCGAGGUGUCCGGGAGAACGCGAUCAGCCGGGUAUCUCGCUUUGCCUUGGACAUCGGCUGGGAGGGAGAGUCUCUGUGGACGUUUGUGACUCUUGCUGCGAAAGCUUUCAACCUGACAGAACCGACCAGGAAGGUGACCCCGAUGGAUGAAUUCCCCUAG